Molecule: messenger RNA, 3799 nt
Organism: Melospiza melodia melodia
Lineage: Eukaryota; Metazoa; Chordata; Aves; Passeriformes; Passerellidae
Gene: ADAMTSL2
Product: ADAMTS like 2
Exons: 19
Coding region: 262-3159 (965 amino acids)
Biological process (GO): proteolysis; extracellular matrix organization
Cellular component (GO): extracellular matrix
Molecular function (GO): metalloendopeptidase activity
Source: RefSeq, a predicted model, not a curated record
GUGUGAAUUCCGCCCGCUCUCCCCCUGCCUCCCCCCCGCCGCCGCUAUAAGAGCGGCCGGCGCGGGCUGGGGGGAGCCACUGCGGCGGCUCCUCCUCGCUGGAAGCCCCGGCGCUUUUGGCUGCCCUUUGAAGUCGGAGAGGGAGAAGGAGGGAGGGAGCGUCUGGGGCCGCCGCUGCUCCGCUCCGCUCCGCGCCGCGCCGCCGCCGCCGCUCCCGCCCGGCCCCGGAGCAUCGUCCUGCCCGGUCCCUCCGCCGCCAGGAUGAAGAUAUCCAAGUGGAGGUGGAGCAGCAUCUCCAUCAGUGCUCAGCUGCAGCUGAAAGGCACCCUGGCCCUUCUUCUCGUGGGCAAUGUUGUCUUUGUCAUAGCUCAGGACCUGGCACAGACGUCCAACAGCCUGGAGGAAGGGUCAGAUGUCACUGCUUACUGGUGGGGAGAGUGGACCAAGUGGACAGCGUGCACCAGGACCUGUGGGGGAGGCGUGAAAUCCCAGGAGAGGCACUGCCUGAGGCAGAGAAGGAAGUCAGUGAGUGGGCUGGCUAAUAAAACUUGCACUGGAACAUCCAAGAGAUACCAGCUCUGCAAAGUCCAAGAGUGCCCUGUGAACGGAAGGAGCUUCCGAGAGGAGCAGUGCUCGUCCUUUAACUCCCAUGUGUACAAUGGCAGAACCUAUCAAUGGAAACCUUUAUAUCCUGAUGACUAUGUUCACAUUUCUAGCAAGCCCUGUGACCUUCAUUGCACCACCGUGGAUGGUCAGAGACAGUUAAUGGUUCAGGCCAGGGAUGGAACAUCCUGCAAAUACACGGAUUUCCGAGGGGUUUGCGUGUCUGGAAAAUGUGAGCCCAUUGGCUGUGAUGGCAUUCUCUUCUCCACCCACACCUUGGAUAAAUGUGGAGUUUGCCAAGGAGAUGGGAGCAGCUGCACCCACGUAACCGGCAGUUACCGGAAAGGAAAUUCUCAUCUUGGCUAUUCCCUGGUCACGCACAUUCCCGCCGGAGCGAGGGAUAUCCAGAUAGUGGAACGGAAAAAGUCUGCAGAUGUUCUGGCUGUGGCUGAUGAAGCUGGGUACUAUUUCUUCAAUGGGAACUAUAAAGUGGACAGCCCAAAGAACUUCAACAUUGCAGGCACGGUGUUCAAGUACCGCCGGCCCAUGGACGUGUACGAGACUGGCAUCGAGUACAUUGUUGCCCAGGGACCCACAAAUCAAGGGCUGAACAUAAUGGUCUGGAAUCAAAAUGGCAAGAACCCAUCCAUCACGUUUGAAUACACUCUGCUGAGGAAGCCACACUCAAAGAACCUGCAGCCCAUCUUCUACACCUUCUCCGAGUCGGAGAGCGAGGAGAGCCGCGAGUUCAACGGGGACGUGCCACUGGGCUUCAUCCAGCACAAUGCAACCUAUUUUGGGAAAAUCUCCAGUGAAAGGAUAGACUUGGAGAACCAGGUGUUUGGAAGGCAGGACACGGAGGAAGAUUUAAACUUGAGCAAAGGUCAGGAAACCAAUGAGGUCUAUGAAAGAGCAGAAACAAUUGACUGUGAGCCAAAACUGAAGGGCAAACAACCCCAAGAUUCAAACGUAACCAGGUCUACUUACCAGACAGACCAUGACGACAGAGAGCCCGAGGCCAGGCUCAGCUCCAGGGAGUUCCUUCUGGAGAACGCCAUCACGGACAAGCUGCUGGGCAAGACCUCGGACUCCAAGGAGCUGCUGCUCAACGUCACCAUGAACAGCAUCUUCGCCCAGGGAGACCCAACCAACUCGGUGGGGUCACCCCUUGACAGCCUCUACGUGGACUAUGAGGACAGCGAUGGCCUCGUCACCUACUCGGUGAACAGCACCUUCAUGGAGCUGAGCAAUGGCAAAGCCACCAACACCUCUGCAGAGACGCCCUUCUCCAACGCCACCGUCACCAUGAGCAGCCCCCAGGGGAACAGAACCCACAAAGCAAGAAACAGAUUGAAGUUGUUAAGAAAGGGCCAAGGUGUGAGUGCUGCUGACAUGUACAGGUGGAAGCUUUCCUCCCACGAGCCCUGCAGCUCUACAUGCACCACAGGAGUGAUGUCCACCUAUGCCAUGUGUGUUCGCUAUGAUGGGAUCGAGGUGGACGAUGCCUACUGCGAUGCCAUGACCCGGCCCGAGCCCAUCCAUGAGUUCUGUGCUGGGAGAGAGUGCCAGCCAAGGUGGGAGACGAGCAGCUGGAGCGAGUGCUCGCGGACGUGCGGUGAGGGGUACCAGUUCCGCAUCGUGCGCUGCUGGAAGAUGAUCUCGCCAGGCUUCGACAGCUCCGUCUACAGCGACCUGUGCGAGGCGGCCGACAUCGCCCGGCCCGACGAGCGCAAGGUCUGCAAGAACCCGGCCUGUGGGCCCCAGUGGGAGAUGUCCGAGUGGUCAGAGUGCCCGGCGCGCUGCGGGGAGCGGAGCGUGGUGACAAGGGACAUCCGCUGCUCGGAGGAGGAGAAGCUCUGCGAUGCCAGCGCCCGGCCCCUGGCCGAGAAGAACUGCACGGGGCCACCGUGUGACCGGCAGUGGACAGUGUCCGACUGGGGACCGUGCAGCGGCGGCUGCGGGCAGGGCAGGAUGAUCCGGCACGUGUACUGCAAAACCAGCGACGGGCGCGUGGUGCCCGAGUCCCAGUGCAACCUGGACACCAAACCCCUGGCCAUCCACCCCUGUGGGGACAAGAACUGCCCCUCACACUGGCUGGCCCAGGACUGGGAGCGGUGCAACACGACGUGUGGCCGGGGUGUGAAGAAGAGGAUCGUGCUCUGCCUGGAGAUUGUCAAUGGCAAGAUCAAGACCCGCAGCCCCUCUGACUGUGACGUGGCCAAGAAGCCCGUGGAGGAGAGCACGUGCUUCGAGAGGCCCUGCUUCAAGUGGUACACCACCCCCUGGUCUGAGUGCACAAAAACCUGCGGGAUUGGCGUGAGGAUGCGGGAUGUGAAGUGCUACCAGGGCAAGGACAUCGUGCGGGGCUGCGACCCGCUGGUGAAGCCAGUGGGCAAACAGACCUGUGACCUGCAGCCCUGCCCCACAGAGCCCCCAGAUGACAGCUGCCAGGACCAGGCAGGAACCAACUGUGCCUUGGCCAUCAAGGUGAACCUGUGCAGCCACUGGUACUACAGCAAAGCCUGCUGCCGCUCCUGCCGUGCCCCCCACUCCUAGGGCAGGGCUGCCUGAGCCAGGGCUCCUCCUUCCCCUGCCCUCACAGCCCAGACACUGCUGACAAGGAUGCUCUUGGCCUGGUUUGUGUGUCCCCACCGAGGCAGGACUCCUCUCCUGGCCGCUGGACGUUGGGAGCCCCCCGGGGUCAGAGCUGUACAGAAAUCUUGUAUAUUUGAUUCCCCUCCCCAAAAUCCAGCUACACCCAAGGUCUUGUCCUGUUUCUUCCCUCGGUGCAAGGUUGGGGUUGGCGAGGGGAAGGUGUGAACUCUGGGAAGUGCAAGUUUCCCUUCCCAAAAUGGGCUUGGUGGUGCCUCUCUCCUGAUUUAUCCUGAGGCUCUCCUUAGCUGAAUUAAUGGAGAAGCUGUUUGUUAAAUAAACUCAAGCCCUUUUUUGUAAUAUGUAGGUGUAUACUUUUUCAGAGAAUUUUAUCUUAUAAUCAAAUGUUAGUUUCAUAGUCCUUACAACCCCUCCCUGAUGCUGACAUAUUGUAUAUAAUAUGGAAACAUAACUGCACUUUAUAUCACAAAAAAGACGUGCUCUUUUUUAAUAUAUUUGUUUACAGACAGUGAACUUUAUCCAUAUAAUCAUUAAUUUGUACUCAUAUGUAUAUUUUAAUAAAGUUGUCAUAUUUAUGGUGGUA